Athene cunicularia (burrowing owl) is the source of this 1111-nucleotide messenger RNA. It is a transcript of the gene GZMM, whose product is annotated as granzyme M. The record is from RefSeq and is a predicted model, not a curated record. The transcript is spliced from 5 exons. Lineage: Eukaryota; Metazoa; Chordata; Aves; Strigiformes; Strigidae. Gene Ontology annotation, molecular function: serine-type endopeptidase activity. Bases 35 to 766 code for a protein of 243 amino acids. Gene Ontology annotation, biological process: proteolysis.
GCAUCUUGGAAGGCGUGUCUUGCUGUGAGAAGAGAUGUGCCAGCCCAAGCCACUGCUGGCCCUGCUGCUCAUGCUCUCCUGCCCGUGGGCCAAUGCCGGUGCUCUUCGGGGUCAGAUUGUGGGCGGCCACGAGGCUCAGCCCCACUCCCACCCUUACAUGGCAUACCUGAAGAUAGACAUGUUUGCCUGCGGAGGCUUCCUGGUGGCCCCUGACUGGGUGAUGACGGCCGCACACUGCCUGGGGAAUACCACGGUCAUCCUGGGGGCUCACAACAUCCAUGAACCAGAAGCGAGCCAGCAGGUCCGGGGCGUUCUCAGCUACCACCAGCACCCUGAAUACGACCCCAGAACUGUAUCUAAUGACAUCAUGCUGCUCAAGCUGACAGCAAAGGCCACUCUCAACGACUAUGUCAAGACCAUUCCACUGCCUAAGACCAGCAGCGACCUCCCCACAGGCACCAAGUGCAGCAUAGCCGGGUGGGGCCUGAUCGAUAAUGACCAGGUGACCGACAAGCUCUUUGAAACCAAAGUCUCCAUCUAUAGCCGCAAGAAAUGCAUCCGCUUCUAUCCACAUCUCAACACCGGCAUGGUCUGUGCCGGCAGCUUCCACGAGCUCAGGGAUUCCAGCCAGGGAGAUUCUGGUGGGCCCCUGGUAUGCAAUAAUGUGGCACAAGGCAUCGUUUCCUUCGGGUAUGACACCCCACCUGGUGUCUAUGCCCGCAUCUCCAACUAUCUGCCCUGGAUCAAAAAAACCCUGAAGAAGUAGCAGCAGUAGCACUCGUUCUGGCAUUGGCGCAGCCCUGGAGACUCUACUGGUUUCUUCCUGGCCCUGCUGAAGGCUUGGCUCCCUCCUCUCUCCUUGGGGACCUGAGUGACCUGACCAGUGCACACAAAGGUUCCCUUCUCUCUGCUCUGAGGCUGCUGGCUGUCCCCUUCCCUGCCCAUCUCAGGCAGCCAGUUCAGGGCCAUGUUAAACCACCCUGACAGAAGCAGGGAUUGUCCCAGAUGGCAUCAGAAAGAGGCUGUGCUACAGCAGACCCCAUUUCUCUCAGAGAUAAGCCUGUCCCUGCUUGAACCCUGCUGCAGUUAAAAUACCCACAGUAAACUCAAA